Molecule: messenger RNA, 5496 nt
Organism: Trichechus manatus latirostris (Florida manatee)
Lineage: Eukaryota; Metazoa; Chordata; Mammalia; Sirenia; Trichechidae
Gene: TOR1AIP1
Product: torsin 1A interacting protein 1
Exons: 11
Coding region: 2135-3940 (601 amino acids)
Biological process (GO): nuclear membrane organization
Cellular component (GO): nuclear membrane
Molecular function (GO): ATPase activator activity
Source: RefSeq, a predicted model, not a curated record
CUAAGCAAAUGUGACUCUGCUUUUAAGAUUGUCAUGAUUCAUUUCUUCUGAAAGCUGUUCUUAAGCAUUUAAAAGCAUUUUAAAUUACAAAUUAAUAUAUGUACUGCUUAUUCAAUAAUAUAUAGAAGCUCUCAUCAUUCUCUCUCUUUUAAUAUCUCCCCCAAACCUAAGUUUUACAAGCUUGUAUCCAAAUUUCUAUAUAGUCACCUUCCUGGUAAAUGUUUCAAAGAGGCUCUUAAUAUAUGUUUUAAUAUUCAUAACAUGAACUUUGUAUAUUAAUAAAGUUUUACAUCCUUUAAUAAUUAUACCCAUUAUCAAAUGCUUACUGUUGUGUUAACGAGUAAUAUACAAACCAUGCUAUAGAGAAGGCAUUACUUAGAACGAAAUGUAACCUGUCACUAACAAUAUGUAUACAAAUUGUUAAAUAGGAACCUAAUUUGCUGUGUAAACUUUCACCAAAGACACAAUAAAAUAUAUUCUUUAAUUAAAAAAAAAAAACGUAAAUAAAUAAAAGCCAGGUAUUACCAAGUGUCAUUACUUUUCAGCAUUUUGUCCUGCAAGUUUUCCAAAUAUAUCACCUAACCCAGGCUAACAAGUGAGGGUAUGUGUUUCAUUCUCCCUUAAAAGAUUAAAAAAGGAGGAAAACUACCUCUCUUCCUUGUUACUUUUCCUCCAGUUUCUUUGGCUACAUGUUAUAUAAUAAACAAAGCUAAACUAAACUAAGCUCUUAAUGGGCUAGGUGACUCUAAAGCAUGUAAUUCCUUGUAUCUGUAGCCAAAUUUAGACUAUUAGUGAAAACAUAACACACCUGAAGACUUGAUUAAAUUGAAAUUUGUCCCACUUUUGAGCAACAAACGAGUAUAAUAAACAUUCUAAGGUGAUUAUGCAAAAUACUUGAAAGAAAGCUGUAAGCACCUUCAAAGUUUUCAGAAUUACUCAUUGUAAUUAGUAUCCAAAUUACAAAAUCUUUUCAUCUACUUACUAAAAUCUAUCAUAAAGUCCUCCAAGAAGACAAACGGGUAUGUAACACAGCUUUCUUUCAGUAAUUAUUCAGUCUUUACACUAACUUAAUCGACUUUCCCUCAACUUAUCUAAAUUGAGUUAGGUAUUUGCUGACUAUCCAAACCUGUUAAGUGUGGUAUACUGAGGAGAAACAAACGGCUUUUAUCGUGCUUUUUUAUUCAGUAAACUAAACACAGGAACUCUAAACCAAAUGCAAUGUAUCAAGUCAUGCCCAGAAUAAAAAUAAAAAUAAUGGGUCACAACUUCAAAUUACAGCACUGCCUUGAAUAAAAAGUAUUUAUUUCUCACUGUGCAUAACGCAGCACUAUGAGUCACUAUGGUCUUCCGAACCUGCUGCUGGAAUAGCUUAUAUAUGAAUGUAUGCUAUGCGUACAUGUCGCAAACGGAGAUCCACCCAAUGAUUUCGACAGUAGAUACAACUUUGUACACUCUUAUCGGGUGACUUAAAACUGGGUAAAAGCCUUCAUAAGAAGCUUGAAAUUAAAAUUUUCGCCACGAAAAGAAGACGUGCAAAAGUUAUCUAAGCGUCACACUUGCUAGGGACACUUGAACGGGUAUGGCCAAGGUAACAGUCGAUCAAAAAAGUCCCAGGAAAACUGCGCAACAACCUGAAGGCGACGACUGAAAUUUAAGUUUUCUCCAUCCUCGUCCCACUCGGCUUUUCCGGGAGACUAGGUCCAGGGAGCCAUAACAGGCGUCUCCCGCGCGCAACACUUGCCGGGAACGCUGGGUUUAGGACAGGCACUUUGCCCAGCCACUUGUCCCUCUUCUAUUGCCCCUUCCCCUCCCUCCCUCAAGGCCGAGGACAGCGACGUCCUCCUCCUUCUUCUCCUCCUCUUUGGUUCCUCCAGCCAGGAGGCGGGAGUGACCCACAGCAGCUGACCCAGACCAAGCACUGCCUCUCCCACAGCCCACCGGAGCCACCAUGGGCCCAGAGGCAGGUUUGCAGCACAGCAGCGACGACGCAGGUGGCGGCCCCGGCGACUGUCAGCUACCUCCCUGACCGCCGCAACCAGUGCCCAACACCCCGAGAAGCCAGCGUCACUACCGGCAGGAGAAUCUAAGAGCCCCCAAACCACCUUCGCAAUCAGCUCAAGAUACGUAAACAACUAUGGCCGGCGAAGGGUGGUGGGUGGAGCCGGCGCGGGAAGGAUGGGGCGCGUACGUCACGCCCAGGGCCCCCCUUAGGGAGGGAAGGCCCCGGCUCGCUCCUCAAAAUGGCAGCGGCAGUAACGCGCCUGCGUACAGAACCCCUUCUCCAUGGCGCCAAAGUCGGCGGGAAGUGAGGUUCUCAGAGGAGCCGCCAGAAGUGUACGGCGACUUCGAGCCCCGGGUGGCCAAAGAAAGGUCCCCGGCAGGAAGACGAACCUCGCCAGGAGAGUUCCGGCUUGACUCUGCGACAGAGGAAGUGAAAGCAAGCGCCUACUACCUUCGGUCUCGGCAACGGAGGCAGCCGCGACCCCAGGAAGCCACGGAAAUGAAGACACGAAGGGCUGCCCCCCUACAGCAGCAGCACUCAGAGCAGUCUGUGCCACAGCCGUCUCCGGUUAUGACCAGGAGAGGGUUACGGAACUCUCAUUCCUCUGAAGAGGAUGAUCCAUCUUCGCAAACUGUCUUAAGCCAACCAGUCUCAAAGAAUACUGUCAGAACACCAGAGGUUCCAGUGGUGAGUGAAGACCCUGUAAUUAGCCUCUGUAGACCACCUCUAAGAAACUCAAGAUCUGAUUCAUCAUACAAAACAAAUGGAAAUUCUAAAAUGAGUGAAUUAGAAGCCGCCAGUGUCCAACAGAAGGCCAAUUUCUCUGAAGAAGGAGAAACUGAGGAAGACGAUCCAGACAGUUCUGAGAGUGAUGUUACUGCUGGUAAAUUCAGAUCCGGGGAUUCUGUUGAGUCUGGAGAUCAAACCAUCAGAUCAGCUAGUCAAUAUGCAGAAUCACUUUGGCAGUCAUCACGAAGUCGAGACUUCACAACAGCUCAUAAUAAGCAACCUUCAGUGCUGAGUUCAAGAUACCAAAAAAACCCUCAGGAGUGGGUUGAACAAACCCCAAGAAUUAGGAGUAGGAUGCGAAAUGACAACGUUCACGUUCAGAAAUCAGUACUUGGAAACCAAUCUCCGUCAACCUCCAGCCAACAAGUGGCUAGACAACCCAAAACUACAGGUUUUUUCCAGAAGUGGUGGUGGUCACUUCUACUGGUAGCUGCCGUUGCCAUUGGGAUUUUUUGGUCCAUUCAUACUCCUGAGGUAGAAACCACUGCUGUUAAAGAGUUCCAGAACCAGAUGAGACAACUUAAGAGUAAGUACCAAGGUCAGGAUGAGAAGCUGUGGCAAAGGAGCGAGACAUUCCUGGAAAAACAUCUUAAUAGCUCCCAUCCUCGGCCUCAGCCUGCCAUCUUGCUGCUCACUGCUGCCCGAGAUGCUGAAGAAGCACUGAAGUGUCUGAGUGAACAAAUUGCCGAUGCCUAUUCUUCCUUCCGUAGCGUCCGUGCCAUCCGGAUUGAUGGGACAGGCAAAGCUGCUCAAAACAGUGAUAUGGUCAAACUAGAGGUAGACCAGGAACUGAGCAAUGGAUUCAGAAAUGGCCAGAAUGCAGCUGUGGUGCACCGCUUCGAGUCACUGCCUGCAGGCUCUACUUUGAUCUUCUACAAGUAUUGUGACCAUGAGAAUGCAGCCUUCAAAGACGUAGCCUUAGUCCUAACUGUUUUGUUGGAGGAAGAGACGCUUGGAACCAGCCUAGGCCUAAAGGAAAUUGAAGAAAAAGUGAGAGAUUUCCUCAGAGUCAAGUUCACCAGCUCUGACACACCCAACUCCUACAAUCAUAUGGACCCAGACAAAUUGAGUGGGCUCUGGAGCCGGAUUUCUCACUUAGUCCUGCCUGUGCAGCCUGAAAAUGCCUUGAAAAGGGGCUUCUGUUUAUAAGGGGUGAGAGAAGAGAAAAUCAUGUCUCAAGUUCUGAGAAUGUUUCAGACUUUCUAACCAGAGACAGGAUUCAGAGCUCUUUUUGAAAGAACUAGUUUCUUUUUAAAGGAAGUUAAGUUCUUACGUAAACAUGGAACAUCUAAAUCAUUUAUUCAACAUUAAUUAUCUGUUACUUGAGAGAAUCACUUCACUAUUUCAACCAAGAGUUGUGUUAAGGGUAGCCUCCCAUAAAGGCUCUUUUUAGAUUCUGGGCUGAAUCAUUAUUGAUCGGGCAUGGCCAGUGGGAGGGAUUAAGCUCCUUUCCUAUGAAUCCUCCUAAUUCUUUAACUUGGAUUUUUCAUAAAGUUUGUUGAGUUAUUAGUAAGGCAGCUUCCUAAAUGCAACUGUGGGUUUUCCCAUCUUGUUCUUUUUUACAACAUUUAGGUAUGAGUUCCUUAGUAAGUCAUUGCUUAUAGGAACAAAAGUAAUGAACAGUCAUCUGGCUGUUUAUUUGGAUUUUUUUCCUUUGUUUUUGGCUAGUGGGGGAGAAGGAGGCAAGGGAAGAGAGAGAAGUUGUGGAAAGGCAAGGAAAAAGGUCUUUAAGAUGUUACAGUAAGCCACUGAGACUUAUUAGUCAGACAUAGGUAUAUAAUCUCUGUUACCUCAGUGAAGUGUGUUGGGACUUGUUUUUUACAUAUCCUUUAAGAAACUCUUGGUUUUCCCAAGGAUUUUUCAAGCAUGUGUAUCAUGAGGCUUAGUAUAUUUGCUCAUUUGAUUCAUAAGGGUGGGUAAAUACAGUUUAUUUGGCCAUAGCGUGAAGCUUUUGAAUAAGGAAAGAUAAUUUCAGGAAUUAGUAAACCAUUUGUUACCAGCUUUUCUGGGCUGUUGAAGAAGGAUUUAAUUUUCUCUGUGUCUGCUUGUUGUAGUCUGAGUCCUUUAAUGAUGCUCUAUAGCAAAUAUAAAGGUUUACUAUGCACGUGAUAAAUUUAAUUGAGUGCCUCCAGCCAAAAAGAAAAUGAACUUUACCGCAUAUGAAGAAUGUUAAAAUAUAUUUGUGUAUGAUAUAAUCUUUCAGUUGUAAUGUUGCAUCUAUAACUGAGCUUUCUCAUCUGUCAACUCCUUUGGCUUUCUUAGAAUCUUAUAAUUUAGAUACACUUCUUCCCCCACCCCCACAAACCUUUAAAUGAAAAUAUUGUUUUUUGAGUAUAGCGCCAGUCAUUGGCUUCAUCGUGUACCUCUUAAGGGUCCCACCACCUGUAAGUAGAGAGUGGUCCGGUUUCUUUCUACUAGGACUACUAGUAUUCAUAAAUUUUUACCCCUUAUUAUAAUUUGUUCCUGUCAAAAGUCAGAGUGUCUGAUUUAUUUUACAGAGGAUUCUAAAACAGGAGUUUGAAAAAAGCUUAUUUUAUACAAACAUAUGGAGAAACUAAGUUUUUAUUAAAUGUUUCACUGACCAAAAUAAUUUUAAAGUAACAUAUUAAUUAUAUCUUUCAGGAAAAAUAAGUCUAGCCACCAAUCUGUAAAUGACUUUAAAAGCUAUUUUAGUAAUUUAAAUAAAUUUGCUUUCUUGGUUUGUA